Nannochloropsis gaditana CCMP526 is the source of this 699-nucleotide messenger RNA. RefSeq lists its product as uncharacterized. The record is from RefSeq and is a predicted model, not a curated record. The transcript has a single exon. The coding region runs from base 1 to 699 and encodes 232 amino acids.
AUGAAGAGCAGCCCAUCACGCGCGCUUUCCACCGUCGCAUAUGGCCUUGUCUUCCUUGUUCCUGUCUUCAUCACUGUCAUCAUAGGCCUCGUCCCGCUCAAAAAUUUCCCCACCAACGAUGUUUCUGUGCCACCUUUCAACCUCUUACAACGUGCUAACGUGACUGAGUACGCACUUCGCAGCGCAUCUUUCCCCUCCCUCUUCUAUCUCUUUCUCUCCCUCCCACCGCCUUCCGGGCCAUUGCACGGGGAAUACCUCGCGGAGAUACUGGAUGCAGGCUCGCUUGCUGCCAAUGUGCUGGGAUGGAUUGGCUUCACCCCCUUUUUUCCCGGAGCGUGGAUAGGAAAAUCCUUCGUGGAAGCCACCGAUGAAAAGGACGGAUGGGGGUAUAACGUCUUCAGAUGGUUCGGUGCGCGGCUGGACCGUCGUUUCAAGAUGCACACGUGCAUCACCACUUCAGUGUGGGACGGCCGGCCAUCGUUUCAGCUGCAAUACGCCGGAGAAACCCACCUGUUGGGCCGCCUGCGCAUGCGAGACGAGGUGCGGGAAAUCCAACCGGGGCUGUACUUGGGGAUGGGCACGUUUGGCUACAGCGAAGCGAAACGGCGGGGCGACCCGUUACCCUUCCUGCUGCGUGGGCCCUAUCAAGCACCGGUCCCGGGGGCGGUGCGCGAGUCCUUUUGGCCCAAGGCCGGUUAA